CAACAUGGAGAACGAUAUAUCUGGCAGUGUAUUCCUGGAAGAACUUACUCUGAAAUGUUUUCCAGAACUCGUUGAAUCACUUAAAAAGGACAUUCCACGAUCUUUAAUGAUGUUAGGAUGCCUUGAACAAAUGAAUGAAAGUCCAGAGGUGACAAGUGGUCAUGUUUAUGUAAGCCAUUGGCCCAACCCAGACCUAGUAAUGUUUGAAAAUAUGGCUUAUAAAGCAUUGACUGAUUACAAUAUUCCCCCAUCUGUGAUUUUUGCAAGUUGUUCCACAGAGAAGCUGAAAAUGACACUUGAAAAAAGUCAUCUAAGCAGGUUUACAUCCUCACCAGAAAUACUUGUGGGUGAUCCCAGAUGUUUUGAAAUUGGUAAUGAGAUCACGAAAUCAAAGGGAAAUGGACUUCAAGUUACUCUUGAAUCCCUUCCAUAUUUUGCUACAGCAACUGAUGUCACUAAAUUAGAAAAACAUGAAUGCCCACCCGGCUACUUCAUUGCUCCUUUGAGGCUUCAAGACGCAGUCCUAAUUGAUACAAUGUGGAAAUUUGGGGGCAACCCUAAUUCUUUGAAGAGAUUUAAAAACUUGAUUUCCCACUCACUUACCGCUGGGGUGUAUUAUCAAGUCUCUGACCAGCUUGUCUCAUGGGGACUGAUUGCGGAAUAUGGCUGCAUUUCAAUGCUUCAUACAUUAGAAUGUCACAGAAGACGUGGAUUGGCCAUGGCUAUCGUCUACCAUCUCACUAAAACCCUUUUGGAUCGAAGGAGGACAGUAUUCUGCAUCAUAGAAGAAGAGAAUGAAAACUCCAGACAACUUUUUUGUAAAAUGGGAUUUAAAAUUUUUUCGAGUGAUUACGUAGCGUUUUUAUAUACUUCCCAAAGUUAGAUUCACAGGGCAAAGAGGUCGAUAAUUUUCCACUGAUUUCUAUGCAAAAGAAAUCUAUGAAGAAAACGCGGGAAUGUGAUGAAAGUCUUGACUAUGCAACACAUCACCUUUUUUAGUUUUGAAGUGACGCAUAUAUUCAAAACAUAUACCUUGUUGUCAAAGCGUGUUAAGCACAUUUUUUUUAUUAUCAUCCAACGGCCAAAUGAGAAAAGUACAUCUUAAAUAUUGUAAUUUUGACUGUGGCCGUAAAAGGCUACCUUGUCGAGCUACCAUGGCUAAAUCACUAUUCGCCUUUUACUUUCUACGGAAAGGUUUUUGUUAGAAGUUCUUUUUAAAUCUCGUAGGUUGAGCGUAAUAUCUAGUGCAAUUGUACUUUAUUUUUCCAUUUGCCAUAUUACGUCAAUAAGGAGCCCUAAUUAUAUGGAUUAUAUAAGUUCACUUCAAACCUAGCAAACAUAGAGGUGUUCAUGUAUCGGUCGAGAAUAAGACGAGCCUUCUCAGCUCAUGGAAACAGAAAUAUUUAACUCUUAGUUUACAAGGUUUUUAUUUUCACUUUGAUAGGAAAACGAUUUCUUUGUAGCUAUGUGGUAACUUAGAGGAGUAGAGGAAUCAAUAGAUGACAUUGUUCCACCAAAUGUUGCCGACUUUUUUUUUUAUCAAUAUUAAGUCGUUGGUCAUAUUUUCUUAGUAGGGAGUCUUGCCGUAUUUUAAAGUUACUUUUGCUCCGGUAUGAAUUUGUUUGAAAAACAUUAAAAGGAGCCGAAAUUCUA
This is a messenger RNA of Pocillopora verrucosa, 1653 nucleotides long. RefSeq lists its product as uncharacterized. Gene Ontology annotation, molecular function: glycine N-acyltransferase activity. Gene Ontology annotation, cellular component: mitochondrion. The record is from RefSeq and is a predicted model, not a curated record. NCBI's taxonomy places the organism in Eukaryota, Metazoa, Cnidaria, Anthozoa, Scleractinia, Pocilloporidae.